AGAACCACCUCCCCUUAACCACCCUUCACCAAUUCCGAUUCAACCUCUUACCUCAUCUCUCUCUCUCUCUCUACAGUCCAUACUCGAAAACCAGUCGCCUGAUUUCUCAUCCUCGCAGGCUGAGUUCCGAUGGGCGAGCAAAAGGACGGCGGCCAGAACGACGGCGACAAGAAGAAGAAGGCAGCGGAGGCCGGCGCCACCGUGGUGCUGAAGAUGGACUUGCAUUGCGACGGAUGCGCCAAGAAAGUCAAGCGAACCGUCAAGCACUUCGACGGCGUUGAAGACGUGAAAAUCGACAGUGUGGCCAACAAGAUAACGGUUACCGGCAAAGUGGACCCCACCAAGCUACGCGAGCGCCUGGAGGAGAAGACCCAGAAGAAGGUCGAGCUCGUCUCUCACUCCGCUUCUCCCUCGCCGCCGUCGCAGCAGCCCAAGGGCGGCGGCGGCAGCGCCGAGAAGAAACCUGAAAGCAAGAAAGCCGACGAGAGUAAAAAGAAGAAGAAGGUUGAAGGCGAGAAGCCCAAAGAGAGCACAGUGGUGCUGAAGAUCGGCUUGCACUGUGCCGGGUGCAUCAAGAAGAUAAAGAAGAUCGUGGCCAAGGUCAAAGGAGUGGAAUCCGUGACCGUAGAGGAAGCCAAAGAUCUAGUCAUACUGAAAGGCACGAUGGAGGUGAAUGGGCUCGCGCCAUACCUGAAAGACAAGCUCAAGCGGAACGUGGAAGUGGCCCCACCCAAGAAGGAAGAAGCUGCGACCGACAAGAAGGACAAGCCCGCCUCCGCUGGCAGUGGAGGCGGAGAGAAGAAGGACGGCGGCAACGGCGGGAAGAAGGAAGAGGGAAAGAAGGGGGAAAGCAAUGUGGUCAACGUGGAGGUGAACAAAAUGCAAUACGGUGGGUAUCCAGAGCCACCGCCGCCGUCGUAUUGGAAUUACCCACCGAUGUAUGGCGCCGGGCCCAGCUACAUCACUCAGCCUUUCCAGAGCCACCACGUGGAUUCAUAUUAUGGAGGAGGGUACCCUAUUCAAGCGCACGCGAUUCCUGUGAACGAUGGUUACGUGAUGGAUCAUCGCGUGCACGCACCACAGAUGUUUAGCGACGAGAAUCCUAAUGGAUGUUCCAUCAUGUGAGCACGACCUAGAAGUGGGGCCGAAUGUUGCAGAAUCAAAAGUUAUGCGGGGCGAAGAUGUAAAUAUCGAUAACAUGUCGCGCGGGGGGAAACGAGAGGAUGAAG
Molecule: messenger RNA, 1229 nt
Organism: Rhodamnia argentea
Lineage: Eukaryota; Viridiplantae; Streptophyta; Magnoliopsida; Myrtales; Myrtaceae
Product: heavy metal-associated isoprenylated plant protein 3-like
Exons: 5
Coding region: 130-1125 (331 amino acids)
Molecular function (GO): metal ion binding
Source: RefSeq, a predicted model, not a curated record